CAACACUUCUUUACUUUUCUUUUCUUUUUUCCACAAAUCAUAUAUAUAUACAUACUGAACCUUCCGAUAAUUAUCUCUCUCUCUCUCUAAAAUAACGAAAAAGAAAAUGAGUGCACCAGUAAAAGCCAUGGAGUUUCCCAUGGUGCUACUAAGAUUAGCAGACUGGUUCUUUUACCACUUGUUAGCUAACUCAUUCUACACAGCUGCUAUGAAGCUCAAAAACAAUGGCUUCUUCUUCCUCAAAACCCCAUCCACCAUCAAAUCAACUUCAUCACACGUUUUCCCUCUCUACCCUAACGUCACCAAAUGCAAUCUUCAUGGCAGAAAAUCUCAGACGGUGGUGUGUGACAUCCAUGGCUGCUUGCUCAGAUCUGAUCACUCUUUCUUCCCUUACUUCAUGCUCGUCGCUUUCGAAGGCGGCAGCAUUUUCAGAGCCUUCUUUCUGCUUCUAUCGUGGCCGAUCCUGUUUGUUUUGGAUUACGACCUCAAAAUGAGGGUUAUGAUUUUCAUUACAUUUUGUGGGCUUAGGAAAAAGGAUAUGGACAAUGUCUCCAGAGCUGUUCUUCCCAAAUUCUACCUCGAAAACAUCAACCUGCAUGCGUACGAGGUUCUGGAAUCAGCUGGAUCUAAGGUUGUGUUCACAACUGUGCCGAGGGUUAUGGUGGAAGGAUUCUUGAAAGAGUAUCUCCGCGUUGACUCAGUUUUGGGAACUGAGUUGCACACCAACGGCAAAUACUUCACCGGGUUGCUGUCAUCUUCGGGUCUGCUUGUGAAACACAGAGCUUUGAAGGAAUACUUUGGUGAAAGGAGGCCUGAUAUUGGCCUUGGUACCUCAAGCAGCAUCCAUGACCAUCUGUUUAUCUCUCUCUGCAAGGAAGCAUAUGUUGUGGUGAACAGAUCAGAAGAAAACAAAUCAACAACAAUAAUGCCAAGAGAGAGAUACCCAAAGGCGCUCGUAUUCCACGACGGAAGACUAGCUUUCCUACCAACACCCGCCGCCACACUCUCAAUGUUCAUGUGGCUACCCAUCGGAAUAUUCCUAGCGCUCUUCCGAUUAUUCGUCGGAAUAUUCUUACCCUACAAUCUCUCAAUCCUGUUAGGGGUGGGCAGUGGGGUCAACAUCAGGGUCAAAGGCACCGCACCGAAGAAAUCACUAAACGGGAAAGGAGUACUCUACGUGUGCACCCACCGUACGCUCCUGGACCCGGUUUUCCUAAGCACGUCACUCAAGAAGCCGUUGACAGCUGUCACCUACAGCCUGAGCAAGAUGUCUGAAAUAAUGGCGCCCAUAAGAACCGUGAGGCUGAGCCGUGAUCGUAGACGCGACGGAGAAACGAUGCAGAGGCUGCUGAGCGAGGGGGAUUUGGUUGUCUGUCCUGAGGGGACAACUUGCAGGGAGCCUUACUUGUUGAGAUUCAGCUCUCUGUUUGCUGAGCUGGCAGAUGAAAUUGUGCCGGUGGCGAUGAAUACGAAUGUGACAAUGUUCUACGGGACGACGGCGAGUGGGUUGAAGUGCUUGGACCCGGUUUUCUUCUUGAUGAACCCCAGACCGAGUUACAGUGUGCAUAUACUAGGGAAGGUGCCGAGAGAGAUGACGUGUGCAGGUGGUAAAACUGGGCAUGAGGUGGCUAAUUACUUGCAGAGACAACUGGCUGCUGCUUUGGGAUUUCAGUGCACUUCUCUUACCAGAAGGGAUAAGUACUUGAUGCUCGCUGGGAAUGAGGGUGUCGUAAACGACGACAGAUCAUAAUCAAUUAUAUUAUUAUUCAUACCCUAGCUCUUUUUUUUAUUAAUUUAUUUUGUGUAUACAUGAACAACACUAGCCUCGAUCCAUAUCUCUCAUAUAUAAUUAAUAUGCUGCUGAAUUUCAUUUUAUGCUCAUCUUUAUCUUCCAGAGUAAUUAUUAUUGUUUCUGUGAAAUAUAUUACUACUUACUAUUUAUAUAUCACAUUUUAUUUAUUGGGUUCACAUUUAUUUUUCAGUGUGAACUUGCUUGGUUGGUUUGUAUCUGAUGGGAAUCAGGAUAUAUAUGACUUCUUGGAUCAUACUACUCCGUAUUAUUUUUUGUAUUUGAUAAUAAACGGG
Molecule: messenger RNA, 2085 nt
Organism: Erythranthe guttata (spotted monkey flower)
Lineage: Eukaryota; Viridiplantae; Streptophyta; Magnoliopsida; Lamiales; Phrymaceae
Product: glycerol-3-phosphate acyltransferase 1
Biological process (GO): cutin biosynthetic process
Cellular component (GO): membrane
Molecular function (GO): glycerol-3-phosphate 2-O-acyltransferase activity; phosphatase activity
Source: RefSeq, a predicted model, not a curated record